Molecule: messenger RNA, 2832 nt
Organism: Polyodon spathula (Mississippi paddlefish)
Lineage: Eukaryota; Metazoa; Chordata; Actinopteri; Acipenseriformes; Polyodontidae
Gene: pnisr
Product: PNN-interacting serine/arginine-rich protein
Exons: 12
Coding region: 97-2526 (809 amino acids)
Cellular component (GO): presynaptic active zone; nuclear speck
Molecular function (GO): RNA binding
Source: RefSeq, a predicted model, not a curated record
GGCCAAAGCGCCAUAUUGUCUGCCAGGCGGAGAAGAAGAAGCCGGGGAGAGUGGAGCGAAGGAAAUUAAGAUCCAACCAUCUAAACUUUAAGGUUAAUGAUGUGGGAUCAAGGUGGUCAGCCGUGGCCGCACUGGCCUUUGAGCCAGCAGCAGUGGUUGCAGACCUUCCAGCACCAGCAGGACCCAGGUCAAGUGGAUUGGGCAGCUCUGGCACAAGCUUGGAUAGCUCAGAAGGAAUCCAGUGGACCAAAUGUGGUGGAUCAGCAAGGAAUUCAGCCCAAUGGCCAGGAAAUCCAGGGAUUAGACACAGGUCCAAAUAAUCAUGGCAACUUCCAGGGGGAUCCGAGUUUCAACAGAAUGUGGCAGCCAGAAUGGGGGAUGCACCAUCAGCCUCCUCACCCACCCCCAGAGCAACAGUGGAUGCCUCCAGCACCAGGGCCGAUGGAUGUUGUUCCUCCUUCCGAAGACAGCAACAGCCAGGACAGUGUUGAUUUCCUUCCAGACUCCCGACAUGGCAUAUUUAACCAAAACAACCACAACUUUGGAGGGCAACCAGAGAGCUUUACUAUGGCGCCAAUGCCAGUCAACCAGUUUGACUACCAGCAUGGUGCUGCUGCAUUUGGCCCCCCGUCUGGCGGGUUCCAUCCUCCUUACUGGCAGCAGAGCCCUCCACAGAACCGCAGAGACAGACCCCCUGCGUUUAGGGAGCGGCAGCGCUCUCCCAUCCAGAUGCCAGUUAAACAGGAGCCCCCUGCACUUGAUGCUGUAAAGCGCAGGACACUGCCUGUUUGGAUCCGUGAGGGACUGGAAAAGAUGGAAAGAGAAAAACAGAAGAAACUAGAAAAAGAAAGAAUGGAGAAACAGCGUGCCGAAAUGGCAAAAGAUGAAAAGAAGGAUAGAGAGGAGCCGGAAGAGGAGGGUGAUGGACCUCGUUUGCCACGUAAAAGUAAAUUUGACAGUGAUGAUGAAGAUGAAGAGGAGGAGGAAGAUGCAAGACCUGAAGCAAAAAAAUUAGAACCAGAAAGUAGGAGUCCAUCUCCAGUACAUGAGGAGCAGAGUGAACCAGAAAUGACUGAGGAAGAAAAGGAAUUUCUGCUGAUGAUUAUGACCAAAACUGUGCUGACAGAAGUGCUUUUAGAGGUCACCAAUGAAGAAAUCUAUUAUGUUGCAAAAGAAGUUCACCACAAGGCAACAAAAGCUCCUGCAAAGCAGCUAGCACAGUCCAGUGCACUGGCUUCUCUUACUGGACUCGGUGGACUGGGUGAGUACGGGUCAGAUGACAGCGAAGAUGAGAGAAGUGAGAGAGGCUCUGAAACUUCAGAUACAGACGAUGAGGAGCUGCGGCACAGGAUCAGGCAAAAGCAGGAUGCCUUUCGGAGGAAAGAGCAACAGCUUCAGGAGAGGCAACAAGUGGAAGAAGAAAAACUGACUGAAAGAGUGAACAAAGAGAUACAUGAAUAUGACAAAGAACAGAUUUUCAGCUCAGUUAAACAGGAAAUAGUAAAAGAGAGCCAGCCAAUAACUGAGAAAAGAAGGUCUCGCAGUGAAACUGAUAUCAUUGAGCCCAAAAAGCCUGUGAAGGAGAAGGAGAGGAUAGGCAGGAGUAGAAGCCAGAGCUUUUCAGGUAGUAAUAGCAGGAGUAGCAGCAGUGAGAGCAGUAGUAGCAGCAGCAGUAGCAGGUGGAGCUCCUCCUCUGGCUCCAGUUCAGUUAGCAGCCGCAGCUCCUCGCAUUCCUUCACGCCCAAGAAAAAGAAAAAGCGCAGCCGGAGCCGGUCCCCCUCACACAGGGUCAGGCAGCGCAGCAGAAGCAGGAGUUCCCACAGGCACAGGAGGGACCCGAGUAAGGGGAGGGAUAGGAGGGCAAGUAGGAACAGGAGCCCAGACAGGAACAGUAGGAGGAGGAAUCGCAGCCGGUCUAGGGAGCGCAGGAGCAGCAGGGAGAAGAGAAAGAGCAGGAGCAGGUCAAAGAUCAGGGUCAGCCGUAGCAGAAGCAGGGACCGGCGCAGGAGUGAUGACAGGAGGAGGAGUCUGAGCAGGGGUAAGCGCAAGCAGGCAGGCAGCAAGGACAGGGACAGGAGGAAGGACAGGAGCCGUAGCAAUGAUAAGGACAAAAAGAAAAAGGACAAAGAACAGGACAAGAAGAAAGAGAAGCAAAAGACAAAGGAAAAGCAAGAGGAAAAAGACCACAAAUCCACAGGCCAGGAAGAGAGCAGUACUAGUAGAUCGAAGAGGAAGAGCGAACAUGGUAACUCGCAUAGCGAGUUGUCUAGCCGUCUGUCACGACAAGAUAGCAAGUCCAGCAAGAAAGGCUUGGUUAAGAAUAGCAGGAAGUAUUCAGAUUCAAAUUCUAGUGGUAGAAGCAGCUCGCGUUCUCCAGAAGUUAGCAAGGAAAAGAAGUCUAAGAAAUCUAAACGUAGUCGUUCACGAUCAACGGACAAAUCUCACAAGUCUGGUAAGAAGGCAAGCCGCAAACACAAGUCUAAGUCGCGAUCAAGGUCAGUCACACCAGUACGUCGCAAGCGUUGAGGAAUGAUAUGGCACCUGAACCUUGCACUUAUUUUGAAAUUCCAUGAGUUUUAAAGGCUUGUCUCAUUAUAGAGGCAACUGUGUAGGUGGAAAGCUUUUUUUUUUUCUUUUAUUGUAAAUAAGUGUUGUUUUUUUUCUAAGUGCUGUCUGCAAUACACGACUUUUUGAAUGAUUGUUUUUUCCUUAUGUUCAUAUUUUGAGGUUGGUAGAUUAAAGGUUUAAAGCAAGCAAUUUUUUUGAAGCUGUAACAUAAAAAAAAAAAAAAUCUUAAUGUACAUUGCUGUCAAUAAUAAAAAUUCAAAUGAG